AGAGCAGAGUAACAGACUAAACGGGCCAGUAAAGCAACCGAACGCCUGCCCCGAACUCUGACAGAGAACUCGAGAGAAAAACUGAAACAUCUGCUGAAGAAACCAGUUCUUUUGGAAUUUACUGCUGAGCUCCAGCUUCUGUCUGUUUUCAUUUAAAGAUUUUUUUUGCAACAAGUCAGACCUGCACGUAACUUUAAACUGAGUUUUGCACUGGAUUUGAUCCUUCGUUAGAUCGUUUUUUUAUGCGUUUGGACACUUUUAUGGAAGUUCAAAGACAGUUUGGUGAUUUGUAGACUUUAAAAAAAAAAAAAAAAAAAAAAGGAUUUACUUUGUUUCCUCGUAGAAACUUCAGUGUCACACUUUCUUUCCACUUGUGGGAUUUCACGGUUAAAUCAUGUGGUUUUUACGCGUGUCCAUUGGUUUGAUUCUGUGCGUCGGCGCGGCGCACAGCGCGUGGGAGGAGAGCACCGUGGUGCCGGUCAGACUGGACCCAGCGGCCCGGGCGCAGAGCGACGCCGAAGAAUGGCGGAGUCUCUCCGCGGAGGAGAAGGAGAAGGUGGCGGAGACGAGGCUGUACCGGUUGGACGUAUUUGGCACUCAGCUGAUCUUGCAGCUAGAACCAGACCAUACCUUCCUCGCGCCGGGGUUUGUCUUCCACAUUGUGGGGACUCCCGAGCCGACCCAGGAACCCAAGAGCGGAGCAGAGCCGGGCUGCUUCUUCUCCGGCACGGUGAAUGGAGAGGAGAACUCCGCCGCUGCGCUCAACCUGUGCCACGGGCUCAGAGGCGGAUUCUACUUUCAGGGUGAAGAGUAUUUCAUCCAGCCCCUCAACUCCACUGAGCAGGAGGAGCAGCAGCAGCAGGAGGAGCAGGAGGAGGAGGAGGUGGUGCACAUGAUCCGCCGGAGAGGUCGGCCAGCUUUGGCUGAGGAGGGGAGCUCCAAGUGCGGGGUCAACGAGGACGAGGCGAGGGUGCCAAAGAAUCUGGAGAAAGAAGCGACGCGCACGCAUGCAAACGCAGAGCAGACAGCUCACCACAGAACCCGGCGCUUCGUGUCCACGCCGCGCUACCUGGAGAUCAUGCUGGUGGCCGACCAGUCCAUGGCAGAGUUCCACGGCGCGGGCCUCAAACCCUACCUGCUGACCAUCAUGGCGGUGGCGUCGCGCCUCUACCGCCACCCCAGCAUCCACAACUCCAUCAGCCUGGCGGUGGUGAAGCUGCUGGUCGUGUACGAGGAGGAGCGCGGCCCUCAGGUGUCGUCCAACGCCGCCGUCACCCUGCGCAACUUCUGCCAGUGGCAGCGGCAGCACAACCCGGCGAGCGACCGACACCCGGAGCACUACGACACCGCCGUGCUCUUCACCAGAACAGACCUGUGCGGCGCUCAUUCGUGUGACACUCUGGGGAUGGCGGACGUUGGCACGGUGUGCGACCCGGACAAAAGCUGCUCCAUCGUGGAAGACGACGGACUUCAAGCUGCGUUUACCGUCGCACAUGAACUGGGCCACGUCUUCAACAUGCCCCACGACGACGCCCAGCUCUGCUCAGGGGUCAACGGACCGCACUGGGGCUCCCACAUGAUGGCCUCCACGCUGUCCAACCUGGACCAGCAGCAGCCGUGGUCCCCGUGCUCCGCCCUCAUGGUCACCACCUUCCUGGACAACGGCCACGGCCAGUGUCUCCUGGACAAGCCCGUGAAGCCUCAGCCGCUGCCCCAGCCGCUGCCCGGCACGGUCUACGACGCCGACCACCAGUGCCGACUCACCUUUGGCGACGACUCGCAGCAUUGCCCCGACCUGAGCACCACGUGUGCGGCCCUGUGGUGCACCGUCACCACGUCCAACGGUCUGCUGGUGUGUCAGACCAAGAACUUCCCCUGGGCUGACGGGACGCCGUGUGGACAUGACAGCUACUGCCUGGCUGGACAGUGUCUGACCAAGAGCCAAGCUGCCAAACACCAGACUCCUGUGAACGGUGGUUGGGGGAUGUGGGGACCGUGGGGCGACUGCUCCCGGACCUGUGGAGGGGGAGUGCAGUAUUCCUUCCGCACCUGCGACAACCCUUUGCCCAAGAACGGGGGCAAGUACUGCGAGGGCAAGAGGAUCCAGUACCGCUCCUGCAACACGGAGUUGUGCCCCGAUAACAACGGCCUCUCCUUCCGUGAAGAGCAGUGUCUGGCUCACAACGACAUGUCAGCCCAAGUGUCGCUGGGUUCCGGAGAGGGAGUCGAGUGGGUGCCCAAGUACGCCGGAGUGUCACCCAAGGACCGAUGCAAGCUGGUGUGCAGGGCCAAAGGAACCGGAUACUUCUUUGUCCUCAAAUCUAAGGUGGCUGACGGCACGCCCUGCAGCCCGGACUCCACCUCCGUCUGCGUGCAGGGUCAGUGUGUGAAGGCCGGCUGCGACCGCGUUAUCGGCUCCUCGCAACGCUUCGAUAAGUGCGGGGUGUGCGGCGGCGACGGCUCCACCUGCAAGAAGGUGUCCGGCUCUCUGGACCGCGCCAGGCCUGGGUACCAGGAUGUUGUCACUAUCCCUGCUGGUGCCACCCACCUGGACGUUAAGCAGCGUGCCCCAGGUAACGGUCGUCACGACAACAGCUACCUGGCGGUGCGUCGCCAGGACGGAAGCUACCUGCUGAACGGUAACUACAAACUCAUGACCAUGGAGACGGACAUCACCCUGCGCGGGGCGCUGUUGCGCUACAGCGGCUCUGCUGCCGCGCUGGAGAGGAUCCGGAGUUUCGCGCCGCUCCCCGAGGCCGUCACCAUCCAGGUGCUGUCUGUCGGAGAAGCCCCGAGGCCCCGGGUCAAGUACAGCUACUUCACCCCGAGACCCAACAACGCCGCUUCCUCCUCCAGUAACAGCGGACGCCGCCAGUCCAUCAAUGCCAUCCGAGAGGUGGGCGGAGCCGAGUGGACCCUGAGGGAGUGGGGUCCUUGUUCCCAGACGUGUGGCGGAGGCGUGCAGCAGAGGGAGGUGGUGUGCAUGGACGCCAUGGGCCGUCCCUCCAGAGACUGUCCAGAGGAGCUGCGUCCGCUGGCCUCGCGGUCCUGCUCCUCCCAGUCCUGCCCCUCCUGGCUCCUCGGAGAGUGGUCCAUCUGCUCUAAGACCUGCGGACGAGGCUUCCGUAAACGCCAGCUGCGCUGCAUCGGCCACGACGGACGCACGCUCACCCACGACAGCUGUGACCCCAAAGACCGGCCGCGACCCCUGCUGGAACUGUGCAAUCAGGGAGUGUGUUAAGGGACCGCGUCGCAAUGUCUAACCUCCCGCUCAUCCAGCCAGCUUUGAGAGAGUAAUCAGACACCGACUCUGAUCUUCACUGCCUCUGAUGAAUGUUUACACCCAGAGCAAGAGUGCUGCAGGUUCCCGGGACAGUCCCAGAGGACGGCGAGCGUUAAACUGAGCGUGUGAGGAACCACACGGACACUGAACCACCGACCGACCACAGCUGUGCUGCUCCUCCUGUCUGUCCUCAGCACGGCGCGUCCCUAAAGUCCUAAAGAGAGCAUGCUGCUUACCGUGCCAACGUCAUGCUUCAGUGUGUGUGUGUGAGUGAGUACAAGUGUGUGGAUGUCAGAUUUUUAAAUGGUGUUUGUCCAAGCUGGGCUGGACAGAUACUUCAAGUGAUAGUUCAGGGGGUUUUAUUUUUGAAGUGUGGUCAUAUGCACAAGGACAUGAGGAAGAACAGGUUUUAGCCACUUAACUAAACGCUGACACCUGCAUGCGUCUAUGACAUCUUAAGAAUAUGUUUGCUGGUGUUUUCUUUGUAAGUUUGUAAACCCCUCAGUGAUUUAACAUCACAGCACACAGGAGCUGU
Messenger RNA from Solea solea (common sole), 3818 nucleotides. RefSeq names its product ADAM metallopeptidase with thrombospondin type 1 motif, 1 (gene adamts1). The transcript is spliced from 8 exons. Gene Ontology annotation, biological process: extracellular matrix organization; proteolysis. Lineage: Eukaryota; Metazoa; Chordata; Actinopteri; Pleuronectiformes; Soleidae. Gene Ontology annotation, molecular function: zinc ion binding; metalloendopeptidase activity. The coding region runs from base 395 to 3241 and encodes 948 amino acids. The record is from RefSeq and is a predicted model, not a curated record. Gene Ontology annotation, cellular component: extracellular matrix.